AUGGACGGAGAACCGUUCAUAGCAGACGUCAGGGUGAACGGCACAGACUUUGUGCCAUCUCUUGUCGACUAUGGCUGCCUCUGCUACGGCGCGCCGCGCAUCUUGGAGAAUGCAGCGGGAGACGGCAAGGAGGUCAAAAUCGACAAGAUCACGUAUGUGUCGAUCGACCUCGAUGGACAUCAGCAGCAUCGUGUUUUCAUGUACGUCAUCGACGAUCUGAACUGGGAUAUGAUCCUGGGUAAACGAUGGAUGGAAGACCAGGAUGUUCACAUCCAUGCGAAGGAAGGAUAUCUCGAGAUCGGGUCAAUGGAGUCCAAGUACGAGACCGACGACGUUACCAGCCUCCUCAGCUAG
This is a messenger RNA of Hirsutella rhossiliensis, 354 nucleotides long. RefSeq lists its product as uncharacterized. The record is from RefSeq and is a predicted model, not a curated record. NCBI's taxonomy places the organism in Eukaryota, Fungi, Ascomycota, Sordariomycetes, Hypocreales, Ophiocordycipitaceae. The transcript has 2 exons. Bases 1 to 354 code for a protein of 117 amino acids.